Vicia faba (fava bean) is the source of this 1032-nucleotide messenger RNA. The record is from the annotation of a GenBank genome assembly. NCBI's taxonomy places the organism in Eukaryota, Viridiplantae, Streptophyta, Magnoliopsida, Fabales, Fabaceae.
AUGACUAGUCUCACCUCAAAUCUAACCCUUAUCCCACAACAUGGCACUAAAAAACAUCAACAAAAAAACCAUAGUUCUUCUAUUGUUGAGGAAAUCAAAGGUCUUAUUAAAGUUCACAAAAAUGGAUACAUAGAACGACCCAAUAUUGUUCCAUGUGUCACAGCUGAUUUGAAUCCAAAUUUGAAUGUGAUUUCAAGAGACGUAAUCGUUGACAGUGCUACAAACAUUUGGGCACGUUUCUAUGUUCCAACUUCUCCACAAAAAAAACUACCUUUGUUGGUGUAUUUUCAUGGUGGCGGUUUCUGUGUUGGUUCUGCAGCUUGGAGUUGCUACCAUGAAUUUCUUGCUAUGCUAUCUUCCAAACUUAGUUGCAUAAUUAUGUCAGUUAAUUAUAGAUUAGCACCAGAAAACCCUCUUCCAGCACCUUAUGAUGAUGGCUUAAAUGCACUAAUAUGGUUGAAAAAACAAAUUCAAAAUAAGGCUGAUAGUGAAUUUGAAUGGUGGACUAAAAAAUGCAACUUUUGUAGUGUCUUCUUAGGAGGUGAUAGUGCAGGUGGUAACAUAGCUUAUAAUGUUGCCAAAAGGGUAGAUUCAUGUGAAGAUAAUUUUUUAAGGCCUUUGAAUUUGAAGGGUCUUAUUUUGAUACAACCAUUUUUUGGUGGAAAAGAAAGAACAUUAUCAGAGAAGUGUAUGGUUCAAUUAUCUGGUUCUGCUUUGAAUUUAGCAGCAUCUGAUGCUUAUUGGCGACUGGCGUUACCGUACGGGGAAGGUCGUGAUCAUCCAUGGUGUAAUCCAUUGGUGAAAUUGGAGGAAUUGAAGAUGCCUAUGUUGGUGUGUGUAUCUGAGCUGGAUAUAUUGAAAGAUAGGAACUUGGAGUUUUGUGAUGGUUUGGGAAGAAUAGGUGAAAGAGUUGAAUAUGAGGUGUUUGAAGGAGUUGGACAUGCUUUUCAGAUUCUGAGUAAAUCUGAGGUUUCUAAGAUAAGAGUUGUUCAAAUGAUGGAUCGUGUCAAAUCCUUCAUGUUGGGUCCUUGA